Messenger RNA from Symbiodinium sp. CCMP2456, 3567 nucleotides. Lineage: Eukaryota; Dinophyceae; Suessiales; Symbiodiniaceae. The record is from the annotation of a GenBank genome assembly.
AUGCAGCGCUGGCUGGUGAUCUUUACAUCGCUGUGUUCCACUGGGACUGCUGAGCUGUCGGAGUAUUCGGAGUUCGCCAAAGCCUUCCUAGCGAGCUGCCAACUACGAAGCCAGCACUUGGACCCGGCAGUCUGGGAGACCUCGAGCGCGAGCCCCCCUGGCCCGAGCCCUCUCUCACUCUGCGUGGAUGACUGCUCCGCGGGCUCCGAGGCAGUGAUCCUUGACUUCCUGGAGCCGUUUAGUGCGGUCACUGUUUGUACGCAUCCUGGGCAGAGCCCCUCACGUGCACGCCGAAGCGUCAGGUUGCUGUUGGAAUGCCUAGAAACCGACCCAAGCCAUUCCGAGGUGUGGUUCCGCUCUUGCCUGCAUCAGCUCAGAGCCAGACAGGCUUUUGCCACGAAGUCUGGCUUGUCUGCGCAGAAUUUGCGGAACAGCCUGCAGACGAACUGGGGGGAGGGCCAAAGCCGGCGGCUGCUCAGUGAGGAUCCUGGGCCGAUGCUUUGGCUCCUGCUGCUCUGCUUCGCAGCCUUCGGGGGCUGCCUGGCCUGGUACUGCAGGAAGUCUUCGUCUUGUGCCUGGAAAGUGCGAGCGAGAAAGGUGGUUGCGCGGGAAGGACCACCUCCAGAUACCCACUGGCGAUGUGCCCACGGGGGGUUGUGGUGGAAGGGGGCCUCGAGCACUUCUCUAGAGGUCGAAGGGCUUUCAGACGAGGAGCACCGCGAGCCGAGCCAUGGUCCAGAGCAGUUGCCGAAGUUCCAGGACACGUGGACCGACUGCCGGCCCGCGUCAAGCCCCGGACGGAUGAGGUCGGUGACCGGGAAGCCAGGAGCUGAACCAAGGACACGAGCAUGCUCCGCGCCACCUCGAGCCGACUGGUCAGAGGAUCGGCCAGCGACAGCGCCCGCUUCGCCUGGAGCCGCCUCGGCUUCGGAGCAUUUCGGCUCCGCUUUCAGCAGGCGCCAAGCCUGGGAUGCCCGGUUUGCAAAGCUGGGUUCGGAAUCAGAUGUCCCCUUCCGGCCGAGGCCUCCCGCUUCCCAGCGUGGCUUUGCGGCCUCGUUUCCAGGUCCUUGUCAUGGCGAACGCCCUUGCACGCCAGCGGACACGGCUCCGCAUUUGGAAGUCGACUAUGGCACCUUGGACCGGGAGACCAACGCGCAGGAGUUUGUCACGUUCCCAGUUGAGUCAGCCAAGUGUACUGAGAAGUUUGGCCGGGCUGUCACAGAGGAAAUAGCAAUCAAAGCAAGCCUUGUGCUGCCUCUUUCUCGCCGCCCCGCCAUGGUGGUGUCGGGCUGGGCCGAUGUCGCAGAUGGAACUUUGGCAGGCCAUGGAAAAGGUGGUCUCCUGGUUCGGGAAGGCCGCGCCCUGGAUUCUUGCGAGGUGCAGCAACGCCUGGCGACCGGCGCCCUGAUCCAGGAGCAGAAGCUGCAAGCGGGGCGCUUGCACUACAGACUGCUGGCCGGCUUCGGGCCGGAGGAGGGCUGGGUCAGCAUCUCGCUGAAGAACCGUGCCCUAGCACAGCGCGUCUGCUUGCCCAGCAGGGAGACACUGGAGGAUGCAUGUUUCCAGCAUGACAUCAAGCCCAUGAAAGCCGCUACCGAGCUGGAACUAUUCCGGCUUCUUGCAGACUUGGACGUUCCGCUGGUCUGCCCAUCUUUCCCUGAUGCCUCAACGGCAGCGUGUGAGGAUCUCGUAUCGGCGACCAAGGGCCCGGACUUCCGAGAACACAGCGGCAGCGAUACCGAUGCAGGUCAGUGGCUGGCCGACUUACAGGAAUUUGACGCAUACAGAACAGAUCCGUAUCAGCUGUUCGGCAUCCCGUACGAUGCAACCGAUGCCACCAUCAAGUCGACCUUCCGCAAGCUCUCACUCAGGGUGCAUCCUGAUCGCUGUCCAGGAGAUGUGGCCGCGGCAAGCAGGUUCCUGCAGCUGACACAAGCGAAAGACUUUUUGCUCGAUCCGUACCAACGUCGAGCUUUCAACGAAGCGCACGGCUUCUUGACCCCGACCGUCAAUGUUGCCUGGUGGUCAGAUUGGGACGAGAUUUUCGGAGAAAUCGAGCCUGACCCGGAUGUGGAGGCACCGCCCUCCGUCCCGGCUGGACUACCAGACCCAAGAGUUGACAUCCUGAUCUUGGGAGCAACAGGUAUUACGGGCACUCUGGCCUGCAUGGUGAUGCGGCGAGAGACGAGAGGUCGCUCUUGGGCCAUCGCCGGGCGCAGUGGACGCCGCUUGCAGAUGCUGGAGCACAAGUUUGGGCAGGGCUGCUUCCAGUGCUCCCUUCGUGUCGAGAGCCGCCACGACUUGGAGCGUGUGGUGGGGACGGCGCGUGUGGUCUUGGACUGCACUGGACCGUCCCACGACGUCGGGGUGGCUGUGGCCGAGGCCUGCGUGAAGACUGGCACGCACCUGAUAGAUAACACGGGCGACAUACUCUUCUCGAAAGAGGUCAAAGACAAAUUGCAUGGCGCGGCCAAGGCAGCUGGAGUGUGUCUCCUUCUUCAUGCUGGCUACGUCUCUGUCCCUACAGACUUCGGAGUCUGGCGGCUGGUGCGUGGAAUCAAGGAAGAGACGGGCGCUGACACCAAGAAGGUGGAUGUUUACACAUAUACCCAAGGGUUUGUGAUGAGUGGCACGAGUCUGCUCACUGGAACGAAGACUACCUUCAAGGAUUUGCAUGCAGCCGGAGCUCCCUUUGUGCUUGGGGGGAUGCGGUCUUGUGGUGUGCGGACGGAAGAUCGCGCGGAUCCGCCUCACAAAGAUGAGAACUCGUUCAUGGUCGCAUAUCCUGGGUUGAACGUGGACCGCCAGGUGGUCCGUGGGACUUGCGGCUUAAUGGAUGCAGUGGAGCCAUAUGGCGAGAACUUCCUCUUCAAGGAUUGGUUUCUGGUUGUGGACAAAAGGCCAGAGGAGAUGACGAAGCAGGAAAGUGCUCAAGCCUCUCGACUCUCGGGGAUCGGUGUCAGCUUGGGCGGCGGUCUUGGUCACAGCCUCAUGGUGGAAGCGAAGAAGAUUCCACCCCCUGGCUGGGGCCCAAAGGAGAGAAUUCGACAGGAGACUUUCGUCACCAAGGUUUUCGUGGGCGUCGCCGAUGCGGCCAAUGAGGCGAAGAUGCACAUCGUCAUGAACGCAGGCCCCGGUGGCGUCGGGGACCGGUACGAGGGCACCGCCGCCAUGAUGAUCGAGGCUGCCUGCUGCCUUCUGGAUACCGCUGACCAAGGAGGCGACUUGCGCAGUGGAUGGGGGACACCCGUGUACCAUUUGGCACACCUCGGCUUCUAUGAGCGGCUGGUCUCGCUCGGCUUUGCCUUCCACUGCUACCAGGGGGCCCCUACAAGCUCCUCAGCGCGAAGAGUCCAGCACCUCCGACAUGUCAGACGCGUGACUGCAAGUGCAGACAGGAAGAAACUCUUCAAAGAGCUGCAGCUACGAUGGCAUCCAGACAAGAAUGUGGGCGACGAAGUUCACGCUUCGGAGAUGUUCAAAGCACUGCAGGAAAGCAAAGGAUGGUUUCUGCUCGAGGAGCGUGUCUGGACUGCACCCGGAGUGGUCCAUUCAGAGACGCUGUGA